Messenger RNA from Williopsis jadinii, 1083 nucleotides. RefSeq names its product DNA-directed RNA polymerase III subunit C53 (gene RPC53). Gene Ontology annotation, cellular component: RNA polymerase III complex. The record is from RefSeq and is a predicted model, not a curated record. The transcript has a single exon. Gene Ontology annotation, biological process: transcription by RNA polymerase III. The coding region runs from base 1 to 1083 and encodes 360 amino acids. Lineage: Eukaryota; Fungi; Ascomycota; Saccharomycetes; Phaffomycetales; Wickerhamomycetaceae. Gene Ontology annotation, molecular function: DNA binding.
AUGAGUGACAAGAUCCCAACUUCUUCCAGAUUGGACUCAUUGAGUCGUAGAGCACCUGCUGGCCCGGCAUCUUCAAGUGGUCCUAAAGCUGGUAAAUUCAAACCGAAGAACAUUGCCAGAAGAACCAAAGAGGAACGUGAUGCCAAUGCCCCAGCGACUGCAGCUGAGCCCACCGAUAAACCUCACCAGAGAAGUAUGCGCGGUGGUUUGCGUGGUGGUCGUGGUGGUAGAGGUGGUGCUAAUAGGGCUCUGCAAGGUACUCAUCUCGUGCAAGCAGGUCCGUUGGCAAGUGGUAACGUCCUAAGCGAUACAAAGCAGAACUUUAGUAGGUCGACAACAAGGAGUCCGACCCCUGGGUUUCUCUCCAGCCUGGUUAAGCGUGAGGAAGGGUCUAGGGAAGGAAGCGUGGGUCCACAGGACAGUGACGAUGAAGGUGAUUUAUCCAAGAUCAAUAUGAACCAAGAGUAUAGAUUCAGUAAAGAAGAAACUGAGCUUUUCCCUGUGAGGGCACCAAGAGAACAUGUUACAUCAGAACAAGAUACGUUGAUGAAUUCUAGCCGUUCAACAACACCAGAGCCUGAUGAUGGUACUCUAAAGAACGUGCUAGCCACGAAGGACCACCAGUUACACAUAAACCUUGAUCAACUACAAGUGGAUGAAGCUGCUGAAGAUGAUGCAAGGCUGGCACAAGACCACAAGGACAUUGCUGAAGCAAUCACCAAGUUGAAUAACGAUCCAGCGAGCUACUUGAUGUUUCAACUCCCUAGAGUGUUGCCUGAAUUCGAAACAACCAAUGAGGUCAAGCCUGAAAUCUCUGAAGAGGAUAAUGUUGAGCCUGUCAAACCUCAACUCGAGGGACAGAUCGCCACUCUGAGAGUACACAGAUCUGGCAAGCUAAGCGUGAAGAUCGGCAACGUGAUUAUGGAUGUCAGUAAAGGAUCAAACACUGCAUUUCUACAACAACUCGUCUGUAUGAAGCGUGGUGGUGAUAGCCAACUAGGUGAAAAUGAAAUCGAUGAACGGGGCAACUACCUACUGGGUCAUCUACAAGACAAGAUUGUCAUCACGCCCAAACUGGCUUGA